CACUAACCAGCAAUAGACCAAAGGUCCAUGAUUAUUUUUUCUCACUGUUACUCUUCUGUUUAACCAUUCUAUAAAUAGUGAUGCAGCUUCUACCAUUCAGAUUCCCCCCACCACUCCCUCCUAAUCCUCCUCCUCUUCACUCUUUCUCUCCUCAGAAAAAGAGUGAUAAUAUAUACUAUACUAUAUCAUAUAAUUAUUAUAUAAUACUAUUAGUACAAACACUUGGUAAAGCAAAUAUUCUUAUUUCAUUUCAAGUGUCUUCACCAAUAUUCUAUAUGGCUCUAUUAUCACAUAACCAACAUUAUCCUCAGCCCUUCUUAUGCGUCAUACUCUUCCUCAUUUUCAAAGGGGUUUUAGUUUCAGGGGCAACAUUUACAUUUAUGAACAAGUGUGAUUACACAGUAUGGCCAGGAAUUUAUGGAAGACCGGAACUUGGAACUACUGGUUUCGAGCUCGCAAAAGGAACUUCCAGAACCUUCCAAGCACCAACCGGAUGGUCAGGUAGAUUCUGGGGAAGAACCGGCUGCCAAUUCGAUGACUCCGGCCACGGAACUUGCUCAACUGCAGAUUGCGGCUCUGGAGAAAUUGCUUGCAACGGUGCAACAGCCUCACCGCCGGCAACAUUAGCUGAAUUCACAUUAGGAACUGGCUCAAUGGACUUCUACGAUGUAAGCCUUGUAGACGGUUACAAUCUCCCGAUGUUAGUUGCCACGAGUGGCGGUACAGGGCCGUGUGACGUUACAGGUUGCAGUUCCGAUCUUAAUAAGAAAUGUCCGUCCGAGUUGAGGGUGGAUGACGGUGGUGCGUGUAAUAGUGCUUGUGGCGCGUUUGGGAAACCGGAAUAUUGUUGUAACGGCGCGUUUAGUAACCCUGACACGUGUAAACCUUCCGUGUAUUCACAAAUGUUCAAAUCUGAGUGUCCUAAAGCUUAUAGUUACGCUUAUGAUGAUAAAACUAGCACUUUUACUUGUUCUGGUGCUGAUUAUACAAUCACAUUUUGUCCCUUUUCACCAAGUCUAAAGUCAGCAGCCGAUUCAUCUACUAAAAAUCCGAAUGAAACGGAUAGUUCUGCUUCGGGAGCCGACCCGAAUCAAUCAGAAAUGGCUUCAGCUUCAUAUCUAGCUGAUAUGGCUAUAGCUUCGGGAGCUUCUACUAGAAGCAUAACUUCAAUGGUUUCUUUGUUGUUGGUGGUGGUUGGUUUCAUUUUUACUAUUUUUUAUGUUUAGUUGUAAUUUGUAUCCUUAUCUUUCUUUUAGAAAGCAUAUAAAUAGAAAUAGAAAGAUACGGUUGGUAAAAUUAGUAUAGUGAAAAAGAUAAUUUUGAUUGUUAGUUAAAUUGAAUUAUGUCUAAAGUAAUAAGCAAUCCAAUGAUUAAAUUGUUGUAUAAUUUUGUUAUGGUUUGUGGUGAUGAAUUCUUCAA
Medicago truncatula (barrel medic) is the source of this 1419-nucleotide messenger RNA. RefSeq names its product thaumatin-like protein 1. NCBI's taxonomy places the organism in Eukaryota, Viridiplantae, Streptophyta, Magnoliopsida, Fabales, Fabaceae. Bases 81 to 1226 code for a protein of 381 amino acids. The transcript is spliced from 4 exons. The record is from RefSeq and is a predicted model, not a curated record.